AUGGGCAACGGGAUGUGCUCCCGAAAACAGAAGCGGAUUUUCCAGACCCUCCUGCUCUUGACUGUGGUCUUCGGCUUCCUCUACGGGGCGAUGCUCUACUACGAGCUGCAGGGCCAGCUGAGGAAGGCUGAGGCCACGGCGCUCAAGUACCAGCAGCAUCAAGAGUCCCUCUCGGCUCAGUUACAAGUUGUAUAUGAGCACAGGUCAAGAUUAGAAAAGUCAUUACAAAAGGAAAGGCUUGAACAUAAGAAAGCGAAAGAAGAUUUUCUUGUUUAUAAACUAGAAGCACAGGAGACGCUAAAUAAAGGAAGGCAAGACUCAAAUAGCCGAUACAGUGCACUGAGCGUCCAACACCAGAUGUUGAAGAGUCAACAUGAAGAACUAAAGAAACAGCAUGCUGACCUUGAGGAAGAUCACCGAAAACAAGGAGAAGAGUUUAGCAGAACAUUCAGUGAUCACAAGGAGCGAUACUUACAACUGCAGCAGGAAAAAGAGCAGGAGAUCUCUAAGCUGAAGGAAUCCCUGUAUAAUUUACGGGAGGAGAACAGACAGUUGAGAAAAGCUCACCAAGACAUUCACACCCAGCUACAAGAUGUCAAGCAACAGCAUAAGAACUUGCUCUCCCAACACAAUCAGCUUGUUGUGACAUUGGAAGACCACAAGAGUGCACUAGCUGCUGCACAGUCCCAGGUGGAGGAAUACAAACAGUUGAAGGACACGCUCAACAAAAUGCCAAGUUUCCGACAGCCUGAGAAGUCAGAACAAUCACAUGAGCAACCAGAGGUGCAAGCACCGUCUCCCCACAGUGACCUCCCAGUGCACCAUGAAGCUGCGGCUGAAGAGCGUAAGGAGAAUGAGAAGCCAAAAGAGAGAGAAGAAAUAAAUACCCAGGAAAAAGAUGAUGGAGCUGAACCCUUUCAUCUGCAGAGAAGGGCUAAGGAGAGCCAGCAUGCCAAAGACCUAAAUAUUCAGGAGCAACAAGAAGCUGGAGAGGAUGACGAGCAACGUGUUGAUCAAGUUGAAGAGGAACGCAAAAAAGAACUUGAAGAGGAAGAAAUGGAGCAGGCAGGUCAGCCCGAGCACUUAGAGGAGGAACAGGAUCAAGUACCAGAAGAGCAUCAGUGGAAAAAACAGGAACAGAAAGAAGAAGAAACCAACAUGUUGGGUGAUCAUUUUCAUUCAGAGACAACAUCAACAAAAGCUGUAGCAAAAAGACAUAAGCCAGCUUAUGAACAGCAACUAGAGCAGCAACAUCUUGCAGCCCAAAGAGCAGAGGAAGCCAAUCAGCUACGAGAACAUCAGGAAUCGCUACACCAGCAAAGACUGCGAGGACAGCUAUUACGGCAGCAACAGCUUCAGGAAAAAGAGCUUCAGCUGCAGAAACAGGCAGAACAAGGAGAAAAACUCUAUAAAAACCGGCUAAGCCAACAGGCUCGUUAUGAUAACAUGGACCAUGAUAUUGUACAAGGGGAAGAAGAGCAAGGUAUUCAGGAAGAGGAAGGAGCUUAUGGACGUGACAACCAGCACCAGGAUGAAGGUGAAGAUGAUGAUCAAAAUAAUGCAAAUGAACAGCAAGAACCAGAACAUCAAGUAGAAAAUCAGCAGGCUGAUGAAUCUAAGGCAGCCAUGGAAGAUGUGAACCCUGCUGAUGACCCCAACAAUCAGGGAGAAGAUGAAUUUGAGGAAGCUGAGCAAGAGAGAGAAGAAAAUCUACCAGAUGAAAAUGAAAAGCACAAGCAAACCAGUCAGAAACAAGGACAUCCGGGAAUGGAAGAGCACCUAGUGAUGGCAGGAAAUCCUGACCAGCAGGAAGAUAAUGUGGAUGAACAAUACCAGGAAGAAGGAGAAGAGGAGAUCCAGGAAGAUUUGACUGAAGAGAAGAAACGAGAACUGGAACGCAAUGCUGAAGAGCCAUAUGGUGAAAACGACGAAAAUGCAGAUGAAAAAAAUAACAGAGGGGCAGAUCGAGAGCAAGAAAUGCAAGAAGAGAACAACCAGAAAGAAGUUCAUGAAGAAAAUUAUGAGGAGGAAGAGGAAGAGGAGGAGGAAGGCAGAGCUGUUGCAGCAAAAACUCGUAGACGAGGAGAGAUGUAG
This is a messenger RNA of Phaethon lepturus (White-tailed tropicbird), 2094 nucleotides long. It is a transcript of the gene GOLIM4, whose product is annotated as golgi integral membrane protein 4. The transcript has 16 exons. Gene Ontology annotation, cellular component: Golgi membrane; Golgi apparatus. The coding region runs from base 1 to 2094 and encodes 697 amino acids. Lineage: Eukaryota; Metazoa; Chordata; Aves; Phaethontiformes; Phaethontidae. The record is from RefSeq and is a predicted model, not a curated record.